ACUAGAACCGGCGCGAAGAGACGAUCCCACUCCCUUCGAAAUGUCUAUAAAGAAGUGAUUCGAAAAUCUAAUCAAACCCAUGAAAAAUAAAAACUUAGAAAAAUGUUCUUCUCGCGAAUUGAAUAAAAUUUGCAUUACGUUCCUUUCAAUCCGUUCUUCAACCAUAUAAUCGUUAAUCGGUCAGAUAAAUAUUGUUCCAUGAUAUAUCGACUCUUGCGCAGAAUCGAGUGCUUCGUAAGUAUCAGGUGUUGAGUAAAACUGACUACUAAAUAUAUACGUCGAGGCACGCGGUCUCGCUACCGAUUUGGAUUUUAGUAGAAAUCCGAAAGCUUACAGUUACAAAAUAUCAUUUCCAUUCUUCAAUCAUAAAUCGUUCAAUUUUCAAGAAAAAAAUUACCACUGAAUCUCUCAAAAGUCACUGCGUCUAAAGUACAAUUAAUAAAUUCCAGUAAAUAUUUAAGUUAAUUUAAUUUACAUAAUGAAUAAAACUGCGAAGUGAUUUGUGAAGUGAUUUGACCUAUCAAUAACGAACCUGUGUCAUCAGUCAAUUUUGCAAGGAUUAUCGAUCAGUUAUUAAAUGUCCAGAAUAAAAAAUGGAUCUGAAAAAGUCGGAGAAAUUAACAACGUCACCGCUCACCCAGCGAUUGUUCAUCAAACAAGAUCCACAGGAUGAAGAGGCAUCAGAUUGCCCACUUCUAACGCCAAGUCCACCACUCGGUACCACACCAGAUCCCCUCGAAACUCCAACAAUGUUCAAUCCACUCGAGGACACUCCCUUAGAAAUGACACCAACGCCCACACUCGAUAAUUUAAACUCUGAAGAAGGUCUCAAGGCAUUCAUCGAUAUUGUCAACAGCAGCAACAAGAAGCACAUGAUCGAAGAAGAGCCUAGUUCACGUGACCCCAUGGUGGAGUCCAGCAGCAGUGAGGAGAGCAGUAGUCUUACCAAGGAACCAGUUUGCACGCAAUUGUUGACGCAGUUGAACACUGCAUAUCAACAUUUAGCUCCGGAUGCACAAGCAAUAUUCUACAAUCAAGAGACGAGUGGCAAACCACCACUGGUUGGAAUUCAGCUCGUGGUGCCAAAGCCACCAAAGGAUUACAGUUUUACAAGGUGGAAUUGGCCAAGAAUACGUCAGGCAUGCUUUUGGUUGAUGGUUUGCGUGUUGACAUUGAGCACGGGACUUGUCAUCAGAGGAAUUGUAUUAAUGCCGAAAAAAUGUGCCCCACCCACAGAAUGGUGGCAAGGCAAGCUUUUCUACGAGAUAUUUCCGGGCUCCUUUCAAGACACUUCUCGAAAUGGUGUCGGUGAUAUUCGAGGUAUCACAAUGCGCAUGGAUUACCUACAGCACCUGGGUGUCAAAGCAAUCCGCUUGAACUCAAUAUUCUCUUCCUCCGGGUAUCCAGAGCACUACCCAAGUAUAACGAGUCUCACAAAAAUCGAUCACAACUUGGGAUCGAUAGAGGAUUUCGAGGAGCUAGUCGACACUCUACAUAAAAAUGGAAUGAGUUUGAUUCUCGAUUUUCCUCUGCAUCCUUUUGUGGAAGAAUUGAGGGGGGGAUUCAUGAAGAGGACUGCAGUGAAGUCUCCAGGAAUGGAGAAGACAGAGGGAAGACGCAGAAGGAAUAUUGAAAUCAAACCCACAAUAACAACAACAACAACAACAACAACAGAAUCUUCAACUAUAAACAACGAAAUUGCAAAAACACCAACAACCCCAUUGCCAUUUUUGAACAUGACCAAAGACGAGCCAAAAUCCGAGAGAUACGUAGCCUCUAAUUCCGUGGAUCCGAAUCAAGCUGAGCACGAGGUGACAAAAGCCCUGAAAUACUGGUUACGAAAAAGAGUAGAUGGAUUCUACCUGAAGGGUCUAGAGCACUACGUCAACGACAUCCACUUCGUUCACCUCCUCGAGGACUGGAGAGACAUCUUGGGAUAUCAGAAGAUCCUAAUCUGCAAUUGGAAGACCCUCCAAUCCGCGAAAUCGGAGGUCGUCAGGAAAACCAUUGUCGGCUCGAUAAAUCUACUGGACGUGACGUUGAAGCUAUCUAAUGGAACGAAGGAUAUAAAGAGGCAGGUGGAGCUGAUCACGAAGAGUGAUUUGUUGAGAGAGCCUAGUAUCGAUCAUCCUUGGAUUCACUGGUCGAUUGGGAGUGUCGAGACUGAUAGAGUUAUCUCUAGUUUACCGGUUAAAAAUGCCAGCGCUGCUGUUAGUUUGUUGGGGAUGAUGCUGCCGGGGACGCCUAGCAUUUUUUAUGGAGAUGAGAUUGGCAUGAAGGAUUGCAGUUGUGAAGAUCAUAGUGACCUCCAACAUCUGCACAAUGUUCCCCCGAUGGCCUGGGAAGCGGUGAAAGACUCAGUCGAGAGAUUUUCAUCAUCUAACGUUAUGCCCUGGCUCCCAGUUACACCCCCAGACACCCCUAGCAGCAUGGCCGAGACGGUAGUUUCAAUGUCCCACUUACGACAGACGACUACACCUAUUUUCGUCGACACAGCACUCAAGCAUGAUCACAUCAGCGUCAAUUGCGACGUCAGAUACGCUAAUGAUGAACUCAUCGUCGUUGAGAGAUGGUAUCCUCGUCAGAAUACUUAUGUUCUUGUCGUGAAUUUGGGGAAUGUGACGCAAGUGAAGGAUUUAUCAUCACUUUAUUACGAUGGACGAGUUGUCAGUGGUCCUUCUAACAAAUUGAAUCAAAGUAUUUACUUUCGGGAAUUCGUCAUUGCACCUGGCGAAGCAUUUUUAAUAAAACUCGAAAAAUGACCCGUUAUUUAUAUCUAAAAUAUUGAUUUACAUUGAAAUCAUGAUUUUGCUGAACUGACAACACAAUUUGUUACGAUUGCACAGAUCAAUGAUUUGCUCAAUUUUUCCGUAAUAAUCUGAUGAUCAAUACUGUUCGACACAGUGACAAAACAAAAGGUGACAUUUUUAUGAUUAUGAUGCUGUGCUGAUGCUCAAUCAAGGGGACAUUGGUUUUCAUUUUUAAUCUUUGCAUUAUAUUUUUUUACUGAUGAACAUUUUGAAAGGUAAACGAUUAACGAACCAACGAAUAUCUCGAUACUUAUCAGACUUUAUUGUUCGAUAAAAUAUCUGUAUUUCUGAUGAACCAUUAAUUUUUAAUAGUUUAUUAUUACGAAAUAAAUUGAACUUGUUGAUAACAAAACA
Molecule: messenger RNA, 3164 nt
Organism: Diachasma alloeum
Lineage: Eukaryota; Metazoa; Arthropoda; Insecta; Hymenoptera; Braconidae
Product: neutral and basic amino acid transport protein rBAT
Exons: 8
Coding region: 594-2762 (722 amino acids)
Biological process (GO): carbohydrate metabolic process
Source: RefSeq, a predicted model, not a curated record